AUGCAGAAGGGGAUCCGGCUGAACGAUGGCCACGUCGCGUCCCUGGGGCUGCUGGCGCGCAAGGACGGCACGCGCAAAGGCUACCUGAGCAAACGGAGUUCGGACAACACAAAAUGGCAAACCAAGUGGUUCGCACUGCUGCAGAACCUGCUCUUCUACUUCGAGAGCGACUCGAGCUCGCGGCCCUCUGGGCUCUACCUGCUGGAGGGCUGCGUCUGCGACCGCGCGCCCUCCCCCAAGCCUGCGCUCUCAGCCAAGGAGCCGCUGGAGAAACAGCAUUAUUUCACGGUGAACUUCAGCCACGAGAACCAGAAAGCCUUGGAGCUGAGGACAGAGGAUGCAAAGGACUGUGACGAGUGGGUGGCCGCCAUCGCUCAUGCCAGCUACCGGACGCUGGCCACUGAGCACGAAUCGCUCAUGCAGAAGCACCUGCACCUGCUGCAGAUCGUGGAGACGGAGAAGACCGUGGCCAAGCAGCUGCGGCAGCAGAUCGAGGACGGGGAGGUCGAGAUCGAGCGACUGAAGGCAGAGAUUGCGUCCCUGCUCAAGGACCACGAGCGUGUCCAGUCCACCCAGACCACCGCCCCCAACGACGAGGACAGCGACAUCAAGAAAAUCAAGAAGGUGCAGAGCUUCCUGCGCGGCUGGCUGUGCCGGCGCAAGUGGAAGACCAUCAUCCAGGACUAUAUCCGCUCGCCGCACGCCGACAGCAUGCGCAAGCGCAACCAGGUGGUGUUCAGCAUGCUGGAGGCCGAGGCCGAGUACGUGCAGCAGCUGCACAUCCUGGUCAACAACUUCCUGCGCCCGCUGCGCAUGGCCGCCAGCUCCAAGAAGCCCCCCAUCACGCACGACGACGUCAGCAGCAUCUUCCUCAACAGUGAGACCAUCAUGUUUCUACACCAGAUCUUCUACCAAGGCCUGAAGGCCCGUAUCUCCAGCUGGCCCACGCUGGUCCUGGCCGACCUGUUCGACAUCCUGCUGCCCAUGCUGAACAUCUACCAGGAGUUCGUGCGCAACCACCAGUACAGCCUGCAGAUCCUGGCGCACUGCAAGCAGAACCGCGACUUCGACAAGCUGCUCAAGCACUACGAGGCCAAGCCGGACUGCGAGGAGAGGACGCUGGAGACCUUGAUCAUGCACGACGAGGUGAGCGAGACAGAGAACAUCCGGAAAAACCUGGCCAUCGAGCGCAUGAUCAUCGAGGGGUGUGAGAUCCUGCUGGACACGAGUCAGACCUUCGUCAGACAAGGCUCCCUCAUCCAGGUGCCUAUGUCCGAGAAGGGCAAGAUCACCCGGGGGCGGCUGGGGUCGCUGUCCCUGAAGAAGGAGGGCGAGCGGCAGUGCUUCCUGUUCUCCAAGCACCUCAUCAUCUGCACCCGGGGCUCGGGCGGGAAGCUGCACCUGACCAAGAACGGUGUGGUGUCCCUCAUCGACUGCACCUUGCUGGAGGACGCGGAGAGCACGGAGGAGGAAGCCAAAGGGUCCGGCCAAGACAUGGACCGCCUGGAUUUUAAGAUCGGGGUGGAGCCGAAGGACUCCCCGCCCUUCACGGUCACCCUUGUGGCCUCGUCCAGACAGGAGAAGGCAGCGUGGACCAGUGACAUCAGCCAGUGCGUGGACAACAUCCGAUGCAACGGGCUCAUGAUGAACGCCUUUGAGGAGAAUUCCAAGGUCACGGUGCCGCAGAUGAUCAAGUCCGACGCGUCCCUGUACUGCGACGACGUGGACAUCCGCUUCAGCAAGACCAUGAACUCCUGCAAGGUGCUGCAGAUCCGCUACGCCAGCGUGGGCCGCCUGCUGGAGCGGCUGACGGACCUGCGCUUCCUGAGCAUCGACUUCCUCAACACCUUCCUGCACUCCUACCGCGUCUUCACCACGGCCGUCGUGGUGCUGGACAAGCUCAUCACCAUCUACAGGAAGCCGAUCAGCGCCAUCCCCGCCAGGUCACUGGAGCUCUUGUUCGCCAGCGGCCAGAACAACAAGCUCCUGUACGGUGACCCCCCGAAGUCCCCACGUGCCACCCGCAAGUUCUCCUCACCGCCUCCGCUGACCAUCACCAAGACAUCCUCGCCCAGCCGCCGGCGGAAGCUCUCCCUCAACAUCCCCAUCAUCACAGGCGGCAAGGCCCUGGACCUGGCCGCCCUGGGCUGCAGCUCCAACGGCUACACCGGCGUGUAUUCGGCCAUGUCGCCCUUCAGCAAGGCCACCCUGGACACCAGCAAGCUCUACGUGUCCGGCGGCUUUACCAACAAGAUCACAGACGAGGGGGACACGACCAGCGAGAAGCCGGAGGACCCCUCGGCCCCCAGCAAGCAGAGCUCUGAUGUCUCCAUGAGGGAAGAGUCAGACACCGAUGACAACCAGAGUGACGACGGCGACACGGAAACAUCGCCCUCCAAGUCGCCAACGACGCCGAAGUCCAUCAAGAGCAGAAGCCCCUCAGAGUUCCCGCUCUUCUCCUACAAUAACGGGGUCGUCAUGACCUCCUGUCGCGAGCUGGACAAUAACCGAAGCGCCCUGUCGGCAGCCUCCGCCUUUGCCAUAGCGACCGCAGGCGCCAACGAGGGCACCCCAAACAAGGAGAAGUACCGGAGGAUGUCCCUGGCCAGCGCAGGCUUCCCCCCCGACCAGAGGAACGGGGACAAGGAGUUCGUGAUCCGCCGGGCGGCCACCAACCGCGUCCUCAACGUGCUGCGCCACUGGGUCUCCAAGCACUCUCAGGACUUUGAGACCAAUGAUGAGCUCAAGUGCAAGGUGAUCGGCUUCCUGGAGGAGGUCAUGCACGACCCUGAGCUCCUGACCCAGGAGCGGAAGGCUGCGGCCAACAUCAUCAGGACGCUGACACAGGAGGACCCAGGUGACAACCAGACCACACUGGAGGAGAUCAUGCAGAUGAUCAGUAACUUGAUUGCUUCAGAAAUCGUCCGUAACGAGGACGUCACCGCCAGGGCGAGCGCCAUCGAGAAGUGGGUGGCCGUGGCCGACAUAUGCCGCUGCCUACACAACUACAACGCCGUGCUGGAGAUCACCUCGUCCAUGAACCGCAGCGCCAUCUUCCGGCUGAAAAAGACGUGGCUCAAAGUCUCCAAGCAGACGAAAGCUUUGAUUGACAAGCUCCAAAAGCUUGUGUCAUCAGAGGGCAGAUUUAAGAAUCUGAGAGAAGCUCUGAAAAAUUGUGACCCGCCCUGUGUCCCUUACCUGGGGAUGUACCUCACCGACCUGGCCUUCAUUGAAGAGGGGACACCCAAUUACACGGAGGACGGCCUGGUCAACUUCUCCAAGAUGAGAAUGAUAUCCCACAUCAUCCGAGAGAUUCGCCAGUUUCAACAAACGGCCUACAAAAUAGAACACCAAGCAAAGGUGACCCAGUAUCUGCUGGACCAGUCCUCAGUGAUGGACGAGGAAAGCCUCUACGAGUCUUCUCUCCGGAUAGAGCCCAAACUGCCCACCUGA
Molecule: messenger RNA, 3453 nt
Organism: Pteropus alecto (black flying fox)
Lineage: Eukaryota; Metazoa; Chordata; Mammalia; Chiroptera; Pteropodidae
Gene: RASGRF1
Product: Ras protein specific guanine nucleotide releasing factor 1
Exons: 24
Coding region: 1-3453 (1150 amino acids)
Biological process (GO): Ras protein signal transduction; positive regulation of GTPase activity
Cellular component (GO): plasma membrane
Molecular function (GO): guanyl-nucleotide exchange factor activity; protein binding
Source: RefSeq, a predicted model, not a curated record